UUUUGUUUUUUUUCCGAGUUUUUUUGUUGUCAACAUUACAAGAUGUGACGACGGGAUGCGCCCAUUAGUGUGGACCAGAGGGAGAAAAUGCAUCACUGGGCCUCAGCUCCAAGAGCAGGAUUUGCGGAUUUUGACAGGAGGUUGUGAAAAAUGGCCCAGUCAGGUGGCGGCUCGUCCCGACGUGGGGCUCAGGCUCCACUGCCGGGCGCACAUCCUCAUCCCCCUCCCCCCCACACACACGAUCCAGUGUCCUUGCCCUACCACUGGCAUGACAAGCAGGAACUCAUCCAGAGGGAGCUGGAGGAGGCCCGAGCCCGUGCCACGCAGAUGGAGAAGACCAUGAGGUGGUGGUCAGACUGCACUGCCAACUGGAGAGAAAAAUGGAGCAAGGUAAGGAGUGAGCGCAACAAGGCACGGGAGGAGGUGAGGAUCCUCCGCGGGCGUCUCGAGGUCUCCCAGAGAGAGACUGGGGUCCUUAGACGGGAGAAGAACGACCUGGAAGCCCAAAUGGCCCUCAUAACCCAGACACACAUGAUGAGGUCGCGGAACAAAGACGACCUGGUGGAAAAGCCGACCGAUCUGAGAGACCAGGUAGAUACGGAGGAUAUUAACAACCACAAAGGAGACUCGCCUGAGAGAGAUGGCAGCACUCCCGCCCGUCCAAUUACCCAGACUGAAGCAGAGAAGCUGUCCAGCGACGAACUCCAGUUCAUCCGUGAUGCCAAGAACACCAACUUCAGCCUCCUAGAGGAAAUGUUUGGCUCUCGUGGAAGCCACCAUGAGGAGAGUGUAAAUGUGGAGGCAGGCAUUCCCCAGAGUGGCGUCGAGAAUGUGUCUGUGUACGCCCACAAGGCCAGCGAGGCCUCCCGCCUGAGUGAGAAGUGCCGUGCAGGACGUGAGGUCAAGGACCUCAUUUGUGAUGAGUACUUGAAAGAUAGUGCAGUGAAGGAGAUGCCCGAAAAUUGCCACCACCCACAGCGAGAGAAUGACGUGGAGGAGAAACUAAUCCACAACCAGCAGCAGGAACAGGCAUUCAGAGACAGUGCAAUAUUGCCACCCACUGGGAGUGGCAACAGCAGUACACAGCCGUCCCCUUCCCACAGAAUAUCAACCAUGUCAGACCCUUUACCAGACACAUGCCACAUCAAUCCUAGAAUAUCAGCAGUGUCAGACCCCAUGAGUGAAGUGUGCGGCGGUAGCGAGUGUAGUGAGGGAGGCUACGAGGAGCCUAUCCGACCCAGCGAUACCUGUGCCAAUGCCAACCCUGGUGCCAACAGGAGAGGCUGGAGGACAAACAAUGGUGGAAGUGUGAUGGAAAGCAGCACUGGAGGCUCAGUUAUGGAUGACACUGGCAUCACCCCCGAGCAAGAAACCCUUGAACAGCAGCUAAAGAUGAUGAAGCUGCGGCUGGAAGAAGCCACGAAGACCAUUCAGGCAGAGAGAGAUGAAAAAUUGAUACUCCACCGUGAGGUUUCAAAAUGGCAGUCAGAGGCCAAUGAAUUACGUGCCCGCCUGGAGGACAUCCGAGCAUCUCGACAAGAGGCUGUCAAGGAAUUGGUCUCGCUCCGCACCCAACACCAAAAGGAAGUUCAGUGCUUGCAGCUGGAGAUGCUGGAUGAGGCAUCAUCAAGAGAAUGUGUCGAUCGUAGGCUAGCAGAUCUCCGAGCAGAACUGGAACGUCUGCAAGAAGAAAAUGCAAAAGAAUGGGGGCGAAGAGAGAGGCUAGAGAGCGAAAAAAUAGGCAUGGAAAGGGACAACAAGAAGCUUAGAGCACAGGUCAGUGACUUAGAAGAGAGGUUGGACAAGAGAAACAAACUCGCAGCUUCAACCCCCGAUUCUGACGUUGCCCAGCUGAAGCAAGAGAUUGCAGAUAAAUAUAAGGAACUGUCGGAACUCAAGCAUGCACAUGCCAAGCUCAAGAAAGUCCUGGCCGACAAGUCAGUGGAACUCCAGCACACAACCCGACGAGCCGACCAGUACGAGAGUGAGGUGAAGCGCCUCAGAGGUCGGGUCGAAGAGCUGAAGAAGGAGCUGGCAGCUUCAGAGGAUGAGGUCGACGGUGCUACCAAUAAUAUCAGGAAACUGCAACGAGGCAAUGACGAGCUCCAGGAAACCGUUGAGAACCUAGAGCUGCAGGUGGAGCAUCUGCAGUCCCGUCUACGCUCCUCCCAGGCUGCUUCACUACCUCUUCGCACAGCCAACUUACUCCAGGAUUCGGAUGACGAUCAUGCACAAUUUUGAGAAAUGGAAGUGAUCUAGGCAUAGCUACCAUAAGAAACAAAAGGUACUUGUAGAUGGUAUAUAUAAAUGGUAUAUAUAGAUAUAUUCACAUAUAUAUUUAAAGGUUUAUAUAGCAGUUUUGUAAAUUAUUAAAAAAAAGAAUCUUCCUAAUCUACUUCAUCAUUCGCUGAUAAUCGACAUGACGACUCCAUGUAGAGUUGACCAGUGUAGAGAAAGUUUGCUGGUUAUAACAGUACUACAAGUCAUGGGCACUUGCUAACCAUUCCCCGUAAAGCAAACAGAAAAGGGACGGAAGCCAGGUUGUGGCCAAGGAAUAAGAAGAGAUAGGAUAAAAGGAGUAUCAAGUAUGCUUGCCUGACACAUGUAAAGUUACUUGUAAGUUACAAGUGCCUCUCAGACAUGUUAAACUAAUUCUCUACUCCGUCUAUGUUAGGUGCAUUAAGCAGUGUUUGAGUAGUGAUUCAUAACUAAUCAAAGACAGAACUAAAGAAACAGACAAGUACUCUUAUGGACUCAUGAAAAAAAUAAUACAUUUCACCAAAACAGAUAUUUAUAUACAUUAGGUAAUUUACAUAUAAAAUUUAUGAUCUGACUUCUCAGAUAACAUAGCAAAUUUAUGUACACUCAUACACAUACUGUAGAUAUGACACAGACAUACAAGAUCAUAUAUACAUACACAGAUGUAUAUUUUUUCUAUUUUUAGUCACACUCAUACAAAAAUUCAUGCAUACAUACUGUAUAUUUAGAUAUUCAGUGGCAAUAACAGAUGGAGGAAAAGAAUAUCAUUUAUGGUUAAAAACUGCAAACCAUGCAUAAUAUAAGAAUUCAUUUAGGUUCAUCACAAAGACAGUGGGAAGAGAUGAUAAUAACAUAAAGAUUUAUUAUGAGAGAAUACAACUUUGUGGUUUGUGAACACCACUGUCAUAUGUGAUAAAUAGAACCUUACGCUGAUAGACGCACUGCCAAGUUCGUCAAACACGCUCCUCAUUGGUAGCUCAAAUGUACGUGCAGUAAUAUUUACUGUGUAUUGGAGAAGUGUGUUGGAUGCCUGUAAGAACCCUUUUAGCCUUAUAACUGUGGUAUCUGACUGUCAGUUUCAGGCAGGAAAAUGUAGGAUGAAAGGAAAAGAAAUGGCAUAAGUUUCUCUUCUUUGGCAUUAUAUGAUGAUGAUGGUACAGUUGCCUCAAGAAGUUCCUGUGUACCCUUUGUGAUAAUUUCUCUUGAUAUGACACCCUCUCAUUAGUAGCGUAACUUUAUGGCUGAACGGGCAUUCAUUCUGCAUUGACAUUAGGUACAUAUGGUAUGACAGAUAUCAGAAUGGCAGGCAGCAUUAUGGUAAUAUGGGAACGGUUAGAAUAUCGCCAGGGGAAAAGAAAGUUUUAGAGGCAGCUGUGCUGGGACUCAUUUGUUUUUUUCUGUCUUUCUUUAAUUCAUUCAUUCAUUUAUGUGUUUAAUUGCAGUGAUAUUUAAGAAGGUGUUUACUGCCGGACUUCUCCUGAAUAUGCAAUCAUUUCUAUCCACUCUUCAUUUUUAUUUACAAGAAUUGAGACUGCCAGAUAAGUGUUACAUAUAUGUGUAUGUUAUGUAGAGAGUUAUGUUGAAUCUCAAGCAAACUGUGAAGGGUUAAGACAAAGAGAAGAAUGUAAUUGUGUGUUCAUGUUUUAGUAUUUUCUUUUAUUGUACAGUUUCAUCAAGUUGGAGUUGAUGUUUAUUUAUAAAGAUGAACUAGAGCUGCUGUGUGCUUUUAUGCAGGCAAUGUGACAGUUGAGUGUGCAUUUUGAAGGGAAAUACUUCUUUUAUCUAAUGCCAACACUAUUAUCCCUCCAUUACUCCCCCAAGUGAUUAGUUUUAAGGCCAUAAAAUACUCAUUGUCACUUUCAAUGGAUUUCACGGUUUUGUUACUUGUAUGUUUUGUGUAAUCCAACCUGAGUAUCUUAUCCACUUUACGUUUUGAUUCUCAUUUGUUCUUGACUUUUUUCAAUGAACAUAAAGCAUCUUCUGCACAUGACUGAUAUUUAAAACCAGAUUUAAGUUUUGUUUUUUGGAAAGAUAUUCUAACUAGUUAUUGCUGUAUGAAUAAGCUUUGCUACUAAACAAUAUAUUUUUUUUGUUAAUAAUUAUACACAGAAUCUCUCUUUUCUAGUACUAGACAUAACUAGCACUCUCUCUAACUUGAAAUUUCAUAGAAUUGGAAAAGAUAAAAUAAGGUAUUGCAUAAAUACAAACCCUCAUCCAAAGCAAUAGUUAUAGAAAUACUUGAUAGAAAUUAUUUUAGCAAAUUUUGCCAGCUGAUUAGAAAAUAGUUACAAUGCAAAAGCCAUCCAAACCAUUACCCGUGUUGAUUAGAUUUCAAAAGUCCCUCCCUGAAUUUUUGUAUAUUUAGAAAAUGAGAAUCAGUUUAUAUGAAACAAUUCAUCCUCAUGAUUGGUGAUUUCUUGUAAAUUUCCAGUGCUCAUUGAGGUCUUGAGGAGCUGAAACUAGUUCUACAUAUAUAUAUUAAUACAAUAUAAUGUGUGAUUGAAGAAGAGUUCCAUGUGCUAGUGCAUUUAUGUGACAGGUAUUGUCAAAGCAUGCACAGAAGAUGAACCGAAAUUGAUUUUAUAUUAGGUCGCUGCAUCACAGUAGGAUUUAAGCCACGUUUUGUUUUCAUUAGUGAUGUGAUAUUUUAUGUGUUAUGUCAAGUACCACAAAGUUUGACAAAAAACAGUAACACUUCUUUACAUAAGCACAUAAUGGAAAGGAUAUGUAUGUAAGGCUGAAAAUAGACCUGUUUUAUAUAUAGGAGAACUAUGUUGUUGAUACGUUGUUUUUAGAUUCUAUAUGAAAAGUUAAUGGGUCUCUAUGAACUCGUAACUUCUGUGCCAAUGUUUGCAUUAUUAUUGUUAUUUUUAUUCCAGUAGAUCACUUUAUUUUUCAUUGUUUUGUGGUAUAUAAUACACAAUGUGCCAAGAAUGCUUUUGAGCCAUUCAGUUUAUAAACAAGUAAAGAUGAUGGCAAUAAGAUUUAGCAUGAAGUUUUUUUUUUUUUCUCUCUCUUUUUUUUCCAGAAAAUUACUGUUGAAGUUGCUACUAGCUAAUCAGCAUUUCAUAUGAUGUAGCUUAUGGCUAUCUAUUACCAUCAAAAAGAAUUUAAAUUAUUUGCAUUAAACAUGUGAAAAUAGAGGACCUGGAAAUCAAAGUGAAACAUGCAAUUAUAUGUUUGUCAGGCUUAGAGAAGCAUAUCCAUGGCAGGUUUCAAUGGUAACAAGGGGGAACGUUAAGAAACUGUUGACUUAAAUAUUAGGAUAGAGAUAUCCUUUUCUGUCCAUAUGGCAUUCCCAUAAUAAAUAACGAUAUUAUUUUGAUGCCAACUCCAGAUUGAUUAUUAAAGAUUGUACAUGCACAAUACAAGUAUUAAUUAUUUUUAUAUAUAGUAUGAACUUUGAUGCAGUGAAGUGCACCACUUACAAGAUGGUCUGAACUUGAGCGCAUGAGAAAACAUAAUUGACAAAUGUGGUUAGGUGUCAUUUAUUUGUGUUAUUAUGAAUAUUAAUCAGUAUUUUAUUUUUUAUGUGGUUGAUUAAAGAAGUAAGUGUAGUUGACCUAUGGUGGAGUUCCACAAUCCACUGAAUGUACUAUUGUGUCUUUACUGCACCAUCCACUUUCAGGUAGCCUUCUCUUCUCCUUUGAAAUCCUCAAGAAUUGUUAUACCAUACAUGUGCUUCCCUCUUAUCUGUACAUACUCCCUUUUGAAAGAUAGUGCUAGUAAUGACAAUACUCAGGACAUAGUGGCUAUGAUCUUUUUACUUAAGGACUGAAUUCACUCACUCUUGACAGAAAGAGUCACUGGAGAAGCAAGUGACUUGUUGAAGGAGGAGAAAGAAAAGGCAAAAUAUGGGAAUGUAAUCUACACUGUAGAUGGGCUAAUCCAUGUGAGAGUGUAAUUGGUGUACCCUAUUCCUGCCUAUGCCUUAGCAGCAUCUAAGAAUUCACUCCUACACUCUUGAUAACAGUGUUCCAUUAAAAAUCUCAUCAUUUGUAAUACCCUAACUGUUUAUUUUCUGUAUAUUUUUUCCUUUAGCUGUUUCAUGCUAACAUUAAUGGACAAAUGUUGGUGAUAAGUGGUUUAAUUAAAUGCUUUAUAAGCAGUAUAAAAUGUUUGUUAUGACUGAUUGAAAUGUAUGUAGAUGGUAAAAUCCUUUUGCACAGGAAAUGUUAUUUCACAUGCUAUGUAUCUGUAUUAACAUUUCUGUAUUUCUCUAAGGAGCUAUAAUUUUGUGCUGAUAGUUUUAUGCACAUUUGGGUUUCAUACUAUCAAAACCAUAGUGAUAGUGUGCAUAAGACUAUAUUUUGUAGCAAAGGCUUGAAUUUUCAGUUUCUUGCACAUUGCACGGUUCAGAUAUUGGGCUUCAAAAGUUUAGGUGAAAUAAUUUUUUUUUUAUAUAGAUGUUAAGUAUAGAAUGUAAAUUAACAUUCAUUGUAUGGGGCUUUGCAUAAGAUGGGAAUAAGGUGUGGAUCACCUAACUGAAAGAAAACUGAACAGCUUGGUAAAUAGCCUACUCCAGUAACAGUGCAAGGGAUUUGUCUGCAGCUGAGCAAUAACCAUUAUUUUUGUAGUGACUUGCAUGCAAAUCCCACCCCUCUCCCUCUGGCAUCGGAAGGGAAUUGUAGAUGUGAAGUGCAUGACUGUAGAACUCAUAAUUUGUUAUAAGUUGAAACGUCAGGAGAUGUACAUUUAUGGAAGGGAAAGUUAUUGAUAUGAUAUACCAUUAAUUGAAUGAAAUUUAUUAGCAGAAAUCCAUCAGUAUGUCUAGCAAUAGCUUGCAUGUUUUGCAACUAAAAGAUUCUUGAUUUCAUAAGUUGAUUUACUAGACUUGUAGAAGGGAAACAAGUUUUCUGGAGUUCAUGAUUUAAUGUCACUUAAAAAAUGAAAAUGGAACAGUUUUUGCAAUAGGAAUGUGAAAUUAAAAGGUUGAUAAUGCUAUUUUAUUUCUUCUGUCAUUUAAUUUACUUAAAAUUUUGCAUUAAUCUAUAUCUGCCCAAUAUGACAAGUGACAUGUUUUGAUAAGAAAAAAAAUGUGAAAAAUGUAUUUUGCUUUUCAGUUAAUAGGCAGUGCAUACAGUAUUUUUAGUUUCUUUCAUUAUAUAAUGAAAUAAUGAAAUAAACUCUAGCCACUGUAUGCUUAACUGUUUGUUGUAAUUGUUCUCAAAAGCAAGCUGCAUAUGCCAGGAGCAUUCCCAUUCCAGAUUCAUGAUUAGUUUUUUGUUUCUUUAACUGGGGCAUUAUAGUUUAGGUGAUUAAUGUUGAUAUUUAUAGUAAUUUGGAGAGCAAGAGAGAUUUACACAGCAAUAAAGAUAUGUGUUUGGUAAAGGUACUCUUCAAUAUUAUUAGCUACUGGUGCUCAAAGAAUAUACAACAGGCUUUUUGGCUUUGAAUGUGACUAUGGAUUUGGUUGCUUGUUCUGUGUAAUGACAAGUUUAUGAUUUUUGUCUGAUUAUUCUCUUUUCUCCUUUGUUAUCAUAAUUUGUAUGGAGAUUUAAUGUUACUCUUUACGUUUCUGUUUAUUUAUGCAUUUAGUUAUUUUACUUCUUUUUUUUCUUUCUUUCUUUUUUCAUUGUAGCAGAGAUGCACUUGAGAGAAUGGUGAAGAUUGGCCAAAUGUAGCGUGUUUGAAUAACCAGCUUGUCGAUUAUUGGUUAUUUAUCAUCACCAAC
Molecule: messenger RNA, 7933 nt
Organism: Penaeus chinensis
Lineage: Eukaryota; Metazoa; Arthropoda; Malacostraca; Decapoda; Penaeidae
Product: coiled-coil domain-containing protein 102A-like
Exons: 11
Coding region: 151-2241 (696 amino acids)
Cellular component (GO): myosin complex
Source: RefSeq, a predicted model, not a curated record